This is a messenger RNA of Seriola dumerili (greater amberjack), 1885 nucleotides long. RefSeq names its product clumping factor A-like. The transcript is spliced from 16 exons. The record is from RefSeq and is a predicted model, not a curated record. Bases 67 to 1401 code for a protein of 444 amino acids. NCBI's taxonomy places the organism in Eukaryota, Metazoa, Chordata, Actinopteri, Carangiformes, Carangidae.
CUCAACAAUCUCUUAAGUUUUAUUGUAUUAAGUUUGUUUCCUGUUGACCUGCUGAACAACAACAACAUGCUCCAACGGUGUGCAGUGUUGCUGCUUGUGGCACUUGCUGCUGUUUCUCUGGCAGCUCCAGUCCCAGAGGGAACAACAGAUGAAGACAGAAGUGCACCACUGCUGGCUCACCUUAAUGGAGGAACUACAGGUGAACCUGUGACUGUAAAGCCAGAUCCUACUGACAGCCUCGACUCUGUUGAACAAACUGAAGCUCCCUCACAAUCAGAUGAGACAACUGAAUCACCAGACUUCACAACAGAGGAAACAGACAACAAUAGUGAUGAUUCUGACAGCAUCGACUCUGCUGAAGAGACUGAAGAAGUAAACACGAAGGAGUCUGACGCAGAGCUCAUUAAAACUGUUACUACUAAUGAUGUCAACUCUGCCGAACCAUCACAAGCUCCUUUGGAUUCAGUUGAGACAACUGACGCACAAGAAACUGAGGACACUGCAGCCGAGGUAGAGACUGACAGCACCACCACUGGUGAAGACAGUGAUGUUGACUCAACUGAAAACUCAAACGCUGAUACUGAGGUUGAAACUGACAGUGACACUGACAGUGAUACUGACACAGAGGUUGAGGAUGAGGAUGAGCCUGAGGUGACCCCAGUAGACCAGGAAGAUAACAAGAGCCUUGACGUCAGCGUUAGUACAGAGGAGUUAGAGGAAGGGGAGGAGGUGAGUGAGAGGCCAACAGAGGAGGAGGGAGAUGAAACAGAAGAUACUGAUGUGUCAGAGGAGGGAGAAGCAGCGGAGGAAGAGCAGGAGGCAGACAAAGGGAUUGAUGACAGCAUGUCCGAGGACGAUGAGGGCAGUGACGCCCUGAGUGAAGCUGACAGUGACGAUGACGACAGUGAAGCAGACAGCAACACUGACAGUGACGGUAGUGACGUCGACAGCAACACUGACAGUGACGGUAGUGACAUAGACAGCAACACUGACAGUGAGGCUGACGGUGACGAUGACGGUAGUGACGUAGACAGCAACACUGACAGUGAGGCUGACGAUGACGAUGACGAUAGGGACGUAGACAGCAACGCUGACAGUGACGCUGACGAUGACGAUAGGGACGUAGACAGCAACACUGACAGUGACGCUGACGGUGAAGCUGACAGUAGUGACGUAGACAUUAACACUGACAGUGGCAGUGAGUCCAACAAUCAGAACAGCAGUGACAUGGUGGAAUCUGAUGUUACUGAGGAAGAGGAGGAGGAGGAGGUGAAUGAGGACAAUUCUUCAAAGUUGGAUACUGAGGACCCAGAAACUUCAGACUCCACUGAAGCAACAUCUGCUGACCAACCAGACCAACCUGAUGACUCCACGCCCGCCACCACAGAGGCUUUGGUUUAGACGCUCAGCAUCUGAACUGUGGAAGCUCAGUGACUCCAGAGCCAAGCCCACCACACAGUGGAAUACAGUCGCCAUGACAACAACAACAACAAUAACAACAAGCUAAACUACAACUAAACUUCAGCCUUCAACCCUCUGUUGUCUUUGUUCCUUCGCUCAUUUGUGAUUGCUUGUCUAUGUUUUUCAGACUCUGGUUGCUUUAGUGAUAAAAAUGCAUAAGAAAUCUAUCUUUCACCAAUCAACUGUUUGCUUCUCUGCAGUGAUGCUGUGCUUUAACCAGUCUCACUCUUUGCUUGUCCGUCUGUCUUCAGUCUAAUGCAGAAACAUUAAAAAGCUGCUGAUCUCAGAUGUGCUCUUUGUGCACAUGCAGUCCAUCGUUUACUUUACAAACAUUAAUUACUGUUUUUAAAACAAAGAUGUCAGAGACAAAUGAUUGUCUGUACACAGAGGAACUGCUAAUAAAGUUUGAACUUUCCGAAACUCA